AUGGACGCCUCCGAAUCAGCUCGUCCAACGCUCCGCAUCUCGAUCUGCAUGCACCACUCACACUCGCUGCACGCCGCCACGGCCAGAACGCCCCGGGAAUACACCCCUCAGUCAACGGUUCAGUUCACUGCACCUCCGAUUGCGAGACGUAGUCAGAGUAUGCAGUGUGCACGUACAGAUGCAGCUUCGCCUGCGGCUCAAAUUAGCUCAUUCAACGCUCCCUAG
Fomitiporia mediterranea MF3/22 is the source of this 225-nucleotide messenger RNA. RefSeq lists its product as uncharacterized. Bases 1 to 225 code for a protein of 74 amino acids. The transcript has 3 exons. Lineage: Eukaryota; Fungi; Basidiomycota; Agaricomycetes; Hymenochaetales; Hymenochaetaceae. The record is from RefSeq and is a predicted model, not a curated record.